Molecule: messenger RNA, 3880 nt
Organism: Gadus morhua (Atlantic cod)
Lineage: Eukaryota; Metazoa; Chordata; Actinopteri; Gadiformes; Gadidae
Gene: dbf4b
Product: DBF4B-CDC7 kinase regulatory subunit
Exons: 12
Coding region: 112-2520 (802 amino acids)
Biological process (GO): positive regulation of nuclear cell cycle DNA replication; regulation of cell cycle phase transition
Cellular component (GO): Dbf4-dependent protein kinase complex
Molecular function (GO): nucleic acid binding; protein serine/threonine kinase activator activity; zinc ion binding
Source: RefSeq, a predicted model, not a curated record
GCGGCGGUUGCUCCAAACCAGCCGGGCCGGCUGUCUGUACUCCUUAAGUUAUAUACUCUUCUUAAGUGAGAUAAGCCACCAAUAUCCCUUUGGGCAUAACACGAAUCAGCGAUGGGAGGAGGCCUCCUUGGUGUCCUGCCUCCUGGGGAGAAGAGGCUGACGGGAAAGUCCUUCUUCCUGGACAACGUCAAGAGACGGGCAGCCGCCUUGCUGGUGGAGGCCAUCUUUCACCUGGGAGGGAAGGUGGAGGGUUUCCUCCACAAGGACGUGACCUACCUGGUGACCGGGAGCCAGGAGGCGUCGCCAGAGGAGAGGAUCCAGCCCGCCAAGACGGAGGCCAAAGGCGGGCGAGGGGAGACGGACCCCCCCAGAGACGGAGUCCGGGAGGCCAAGGACCGGCCGUGGCCGACCACGCCCCUCCCAGCGCGCCCCACGUGUUUCGGCAGUCGUGGAAUGGCCCUACUGGAGAAAGCCAUUCGCAACAAUGAGCGACUGCAGGGAAGUGUCUUGCAGAAAGCCCGCUCGUGGGGUGUGCAGAUUCUCUAUGUGGAUGAUAUCCUGCUGUACCUACAAAGAUUAACAAGAGAGAGCUUCAACACCAAGCAGAAAAAAGCAGAGCUGAAGAACUGCAGCAAAGUAGCUGUUCGUGUCGUUAAAGCUGCCGGUCUGAAAUGCCCCUACCUCAAAGUGGAGGAUUUAAGCAGGAAGUACCAGCCGCUGUACGUCCAGUCCCUGAGCUUCCCCAGCUUCUGCUUCUCGGGCCGCUUCGGCCCUUCCGAGCCCCCCCCUCCUGCUCCCUGCCCCGAGAAAGGCCCGGAACAAGAAUGCGACACCAAAGAGUCCCACAAAGUGGCCAGCGGACCUCUGGGCCCCCCGGAGCCCCCCCUGCCACUCAAACCCUCCCCAUGGCGGGCGCUCAACAAGGUCCAGGGCUACUGUGAAUGCUGCCGGGAGGCCUUCACCAACCAGGAGGAGCACCUGGUGUCCGCCACACACCGUGGGUUUCUGCAGCAGGCCUCCAACUACAGCGCAUUGGACCGGUUGGUGGCCAGCCUGCUCCCGGGCUUCGACCCAAACCCCCCCCAGCACAUUGACCCUUCCCUCGACAGCGUCCCCACCCCAGCGUGCGGCCCCAGCCCCGGUGCGGCCGACCUGCUGACCCUCAGUGACGGCGCGGCGGAGAAGGCCGUCAGAGCGCUGCUGAACCCAGUGGCGGCCUUCGACGAGGCCUUCCGCAGCCUCCCCGCCAAGCCUCCCUCCCCGCCGCCCGCCGCCCCCCGGCCCGUGCCUUCACACCACGCCUCGCACCCGACCUGCGCGCCCAUCCUCGCUGCCCUGCUGGCCGCCCCACGCCCUCCCUCGCCGUGCAUGGGGCUGCGACCUCUGGACCCCCCGACGCUCACCCCCUGCUCGCCCCUCCGACAGCCCCCUAAACUCGAGCCGCUCUCCCCCUGCAAGCCAACCCCGGAUGGGACCUCUUCCGAUCCGUACUCCCAGCCCCCGGUCCUCAGUCCCCAGGCCCCGGACACCCGUUACGAGCGCCUCGACCUCUUCUCGGACCCGCCGGAGCUCAGCCCUGAGAUCCCGAUCCUGCCCCUUCCCGCCCUCCAAGGCAUGCAGGUCUCUGGUUCUGAGACAAACCACAGUUUGUUCAAUGUCCUAGAGAAGAUCGGAGCGUUGUGUCCUGAGACCAGCCCCCCGUCGGCCCUGUGUCGUUCUUCCUCCUUCCCCCUGAUGGCGUCGACGUCGUCGAACUCUAAAAAACGCAGCCGGUCUGCCAGCCCCAGACGGAAGUCCACGAAGAGGAGGAGGCUGGCGUUCUCUGUCGACCAGCAGUCCUUUUGCAAACCAGAGGGUGACCUGAGUGUGGGCCUCCCUGGCCCUGUACACCUCGGCCCCGUGUGCUCCAGUACAGACCUCGCGGUGGCUGAGGCCUGCAUGGGGUCGGACCCACCGGGGGACUUGGGUCUUGGUGAGCCCCUCCAUCUAAAGCCCCUUCUCUGGGAUUCUCCUUCCUGUGGCCCGGUCCCUCCAGAGGGAGUCAAAGAGGCCACAAAACCCACUUUCACCUCGUUCCUUGUGCCACACACCAAGGUUUUCUCCCAGCCCCCCAGUCGUUUGGCCAGCAGCCAUUCCGGUCUGGGGGACCAACCUCCCUCCCCGGUCUCCCCCAACACUCCAGACUGUUCCUUCUCCAUCCAAACCCCCCCCGGGUCCCACCACACCCAGUCCAGCCAGUGCUCCCUCCCCCACGCCGUCUCCUCUGUGUGCAUCGAGUCCGCCCUGGUGCCCGACGUAGCCGGCCUCUCCCCGUCGUCCUCGGAGUCGGACUGGGACCACGAGUUCCUUUCCCGGCUCGCCCCGACGGGAGCCCCCCCCCAGGAACCCCUCCUCUCCAGCCGGGGGCGCUGUAGGCUGGACCAGGAGCUCCUUCAGAGGGCCUGUACCUGGGCGCACAACAGCAGCUACGAGGCGCGCCUGCACUCCGCCCUGCAGCCCCCCACCAGCCGGGUCCUGUAGCGGGGCGGUGUGCUGAGGUCCGACACCGGACACGUGGCCUUCCCUCCCCUCACCGAGUCCGUUCGCUUUUUUUAUUUAAUGUUUCACCUCCUCUCCGUUUAGGUUCUCCAAAAGAAGCCGAGCAAGUUUACGAUGAAUGUUUUUAAAUCAUGCAUCCAUGAACUCAGUGUCUGGGCAAUGGGUUGCAAAAGGUGAACACAAUCACCCUCAGCGUCCUGCUCUUCCUGCUUCUGAGCCUCUUACCAGAGGAGAGUAUAACCACACAUGCACCCUUUGGUGACCGCCUCUCCAUAAAGUACCCCCCGGCCCAUCAGGCUUUCAGCCUCUCUGAUGCUAUUGAGACUUUAAUGAGGCCCUGCUCCGAUGGGAUAUUACUCAAUUAGUCCUAAGUGCUGCUAGCGAGCCUCCAGUACAUCCCGGCACUCUGUUGCUGCGGAGCGCCCAGGGUCAGAGCGCUCUGCUAGGGAUCAGGGAGGAAGUAGCUGUAGCUCAAGCAGCUGCUGCCUGCCCAGUGAGCCGGGUGGUGAUAAUGGCACCAUCGGCUUCAUGGGAACCAUUGAAGGUGACUCAUAGUUGUGGCGAGGGGAUGGUGCCAGGACUAGCUCUGAGCGGCCCCCCCCGUCUCCAGGCACUUCAGUGGAUAGGCUGCGCACAGGACGUCUAAGGGGGAGAUACUCUGAUCGGCCUGAUGGGAGAACAAGGCCUAAUCCCAUUUCUACCCCUUACCCCUUCAAAAAACAAGGGGAAGGGGGAAGGGGUAGAAAUGGGAUUGGGCCCGGGCCCAAAUCUCAUCAUCUUCAGGCUUGAGGCUGAAGAUUGAGAACCCGAGAAUCUACGAUAAUGAAUCGAUUAUUACUGAAGUGCUUUUGUGCAGUGGACUCGUUUGGAGGGACACCCCUGGCUAUCAGUGACCAUGCUGUGAAGCUCAAAUAACUCCUUUUACUUUGGACAGUGUAUCACUUAAAUAAGCUCAGAAAUGGACAACCGGCUUUCCUCUCCAUCUCCAAUAUAGAAUAAUAUAUGUAAAGAGAAGAGAACGACGCAAGUGGUUUUCUACAAAUGGCAGCUUAUUCAUGGUGAAAGUAUUUUAUUGCUUUGAAAUGUGAAAUUAAUUUGAAAUAAAUGUUAUGGUUUAAAUAAGUCAUGAUUUGGUUUUUAGGAUUUUCUACAUCACUGAGGACCUAUUGACUGUCUACUGUUGAAUUUCAGCGUAUGUUUUUAUCUUUACCAUAAACACACCAAACCACUUCGCCAUAAAUGGAUUUUCUACAUCUCGAUAUACCUCACCUCUAAGUCGAUAACCAUAACUUGAACAUUUCUGAAUAAACUAUUACCAUUUCUAAUGCACCAUGGAAAAUGA